Molecule: messenger RNA, 2235 nt
Organism: Colletotrichum lupini
Lineage: Eukaryota; Fungi; Ascomycota; Sordariomycetes; Glomerellales; Glomerellaceae
Exons: 15
Coding region: 1-2235 (744 amino acids)
Source: RefSeq, a predicted model, not a curated record
AUGGCUGUUGUGCCCCUCCUCCUCCAAGCCCGGCUUGUCUUUCGCAACGUCAGUGGGAGGAUGAACAAGUAUCUCAAGGUACCUACACCUACCCAGACACUAGGAACCGUCGAUGCACAAGACAGAUUCAACAGCCCAUCCGUGCAUCUCAAAGUUCCACUAACCGGAACUACCUUAGUCCAGACGGUCGGAAUGAGUCUACUCCUCGUCUGGCGAUUCUGCCGUUUGGAGUCCACGCAUUCGGCCAUGUCGACCUCUUCGUAUCCCGUCAACCUCGAGCCGAAGGACUUCCGCAUGUUUCACUACAUGUAUCUGUACGCAGUCAAGCAGUACCCAGGUCUGCAGGGAUGCAGAAGUGCUAAUUGCUACUCCCUCGACCCUGGUCUGUCAGCGCGUGUUCUCCUGUGGCCUACCUGCAAAGUAACGACAGACUUGGUGCCUAUCCGUGGACUGCUAGAACCGUUUUCUUUCGCGAUUGGUGUGGGGAAAACCAACGCAUAUGCCCACGGUGGAGAACCUGGUUGGAUGGAUGCUUGCUUGAAAGUUGAGGUGACUUUCUUCUCCUUCCACAAAAAAGUUGCGCCUCGGUUUUCACGGAAUAGGGGUCUUAAGACUGAGCAGACAAAACACCACUUGGUGCUUCUCUCCAGACUUCCUGAGACCCUCUCCAAGGUUGACGUCGUCCCUCGUGCUGCCACACCACGAGGGUACCAUGGGUAUCCGUACGGUGUACGGAGUAUCCAACGAGUUUUCGGAGCUGGAGCACCGGCGAUUGGUAGCGACGAUGGUCUCCGUGCUCCUGGCCGCCCCCAUCCACGAUUUGACCCGACUCCCAUGGCCACCAACAGCGUUGCUUUGCAUUCCCUUCUCGUCUCCACAACGGUAACCUGCGGCGCUCGCUCCUCCUCGCCGUUGUCCCUCUGCAGCUGCUACGCUGUGCCGCACAUGGUGGAGCGGCCAGCCGCUGUAAGGUAUGCCUCCGCGGCCCGCUUCAGAUCCAGGAUCGGGUGCAGAGUGGGCAAGUCCACGGUUCAGAGAGGAAUGCCCGUGCUUGGUUUGCCUGCCCCAACCUCAUCUCUCUCCUCUGCAUUGUUCGCAAGCAUAGGAAGUUGGGAACCAGUUCCAGAUUCAGCAGCUGAUAUCGAGAUCGAGAUUCCCACGAUGGAGAGGGCGAAUAUGCCCUUAGUCAAGCUUCUCUUUAUGCGGAUAAUGGCACUCAGGUGUCGUGAGCUGGAGACGUCGAUGAGCAAGUGCCAGGGGUCCAAGGUCAGGGGUCCGGUCGUCCCAUCCCGAUCCCAAAUCUCUUCCCCCUCUUACACGGUGCACCUUCCUAUCUUCCUCCGCCCAAACGAAAAAAGAAAGGAGCCACACACUUUCUUUGACUUCCCUCGACGUCUCUUGGAAAACUUGGGGGACUUGGGGACUUGGGGACUUCUCGAAAACAUUGAGCGUGAGGUGUGCCAGUCUGCCAGCCUGCAGGGAGUCAUGGAUGCCCACUCCCCUCCCAUUCUCAACGGUCCGCUCUCAAGGUUUCCACCCGUCAAGAACGACUGUCCGGGACGCCGUCCAAAGAUCGACGCACAAUGCCUUCUUCGUCCGUUUCAACAUCUCGCGUCGCUCGUCCUUUCAUUACAACCGUAUCGCCGGGAUGCCCUCCAGAGUUCGACCAUCCCAGAUCUCAGGCCUCCAAUCCAUGAGCCCAUGCAGCCCAUAUUGCUCAACGUCCCUUACUACCGCGCCCCCGCGUGUGGCUCUUUCCCCGGAAACGGAUCCUCAGGACACCGCCUGGUUGACAAUCAUCGAACAGUCCUCAUCAGAAACCAAGACAGCCCGAGCUUCUCACUGCUUAUGGCCCGUAUUACUCUGUAUCUUCUCACCCAGCACCGGCACGCCUCUGCCUCAAAACCAUUUGUCCUACAGCCUAACAUCCACAGCGGGACGAGUACGGAUGCUGGGAGCCUGCCGCCUGCCGAGAAGCCCAAGCCAUCGACGUCACUAGCAAUCGUUGACUCGCGAAAGCUACUUGCUCAGGGAAUGCCCAUUCUUGGUCUUAGCCUAGCGAUCGCUUGUCCAAGAAUACUUCUGGACAAACGAGGUCGAUGCCAGUCUCAAACUCGCUGUCUCUCCGAAGAUGUCGUCGAUGAGUCGAACUUCAUCGACCAUCCCACCUUUGCUCACCUCAAAACCCAACCGGCCACCCGGCAGUUUCCAAGAACUGUUCAGAACAGAGGCUGA